GAAUCCAGAAAAAGAAAAGAGAGACAUGUGAAGGCAAAUCCUUGGGAGGAGGAGAGUAAAGUCCACUCCUACUUUCAACUAUGAAUAUAAGGAAAAACAAAUACACCAAGGUCAAAUAUGAUACAAAGGGGCAAUUGUUUUUCCCUUCAAACUACAAAGACCAUAUGAUGUGGCUUUCUUUGGGGGAAAGGGUGUUGUCCACUACCUUCACAUGAGAUUAGAUAGUUCUAGGUUGCCAGGUUUAUUUGAAUCUCCCCUCUGCCUCUGUCCUUACUCCAAACUCUGUUAAAAGUACUCUUGAUUGUUGUCUUCUCCUUUUCUCUCUGACAUUGUUUUUGUCAGUUACCCUUUUUAGUCCUUUUCCUCAGUUUUUUCAUUUUCCAAUGCAUAGUCCAACUCCAUUGUUUGAUUAAUCCAUCCCUACUUCUACUGUGUUUGUUUGUGACUUUGUGUAUUGUCCCCUCCCAAUCUUUGCUCUUAAGUCUUCCAAGUUCCUAUCAUUUGCCAUUUUCACAAAAUUAAUUUUGAUCAUAGGAGAUUGUUCAAAUGUUCAACACCCCAUCUAUAACAUUUGUGGGUUAGAGUCACCAAAUGAGCAUUAGCUCCAAGGAAAAGGAAUUAAAGGGAAAUCAAAGAGAUCAAUUCCCCCUUUAAUGGGUUUUCUUUCUGGACUUUCAGAAAUUGAUUCUGUAUUGGUCGAUCGAGAGGGUUCUGCUUUCAGAAUUUGAGAAAAGAGAGUAACCAUUCUCUAACUGGAGCUGAGGUCUGAACUAUUUUGGGGUUUUGUUGUUUGGUUCAUUGAAUAUUAUUGGGAUGUGAUAAUAUUUGGGAUGAUUUAUAUCUGAACUAUUUGGAUUGAAUCUCAAAUGGACUUACCGAAUUGUAAGCAUUUGACAUUCUUUGGAGUCCAUAUGAAUUCCUUGGCUGGAAAAUGUGUGGGGUUAGUUGUCAUUGCUUUGUUCGUGGGAACUGUUCUGCUUCCAACAUUCUCUGGACUUGGUGGGGUCAUUCAACAGAACAAUGUUUUCCUUAUCCACAACCGAUCAUUUCCAUCAAAUCAAGCCAUAAAACAGAAAUUUCUGGAAGUUCCUCAGAUUGUUUGGGGAUUGAACAAUCAGAAGAUUGCCUUUGCUAGAGCUUGUUUGACCGCACGAAUGCUCAAUCGAACACUGCUAAUGCCUAAAUUGAGUGCUUCGCUGUUUUAUAAAGAAGUCGAACUUUUGAAGCCUAUUUCCUUCGAUAAGGUCUUCCAAUUUGAAAGAUUUAAUUCCCUUUGUGAAGGGUUUGUCCAAUUGAGUCGUUAUUCAUAUGUUUCAAAUCAAAGUGAUGUUAUCGAACUUCAGAAAGGCAGCGGAAGAAGGUGGACGUUGGAAAAAGAUUUGGAGCAGUUGACUCAAUUUAGUAAGCAUCCUCAUGAUGCACGUGAGAUUGUUCGGAUAGUAGGGAAGAAUCCAUUUUUGUGGCAUGAUCAUUGGCCGGCUAAAGACUAUGCAAAGGUUUUUGAAUGCUUAGCUUUAGUAGAGGAGAUAUCGACACAAGCAGAUAGAGUUAUCUCCAAGAUUAGAGAAAUAGGAAUGGAGGUGAGAAGUAAGGUUCCAAUGUCAGGCUCUUCAUCAGAACCAGUUCCGUAUGUAGCUGUGCACAUGAGAAUAGAAAAGGAUUGGAUGAUACACUGUAAGAAGCUGGAGCAAAGAUUAAACAUUAGUGAAAUAUGUAGUUGUAAGGAGGAGAUUAUGGCCAGAGUGGGAAACAUCCCGGGCCUUAAAACCCCUGUAGUUGUUUAUCUUGCUGUCGCCGAUGCUCUUCUUGAAGAUGAUACUGUCUUGAAUGGUUGGAAGGACGGAUUGCUUCCUUUCGAGAAGAAAAAACUGGGUGUUUUUGAAAUUUACAAGAAGCAGCCAUACCUAUUUCAAUCUGCUAUCGACUAUGAAGUUUGCUUAAGAUCUGAUGUCUUUGUAGGGAACAGUUUUUCAACAUUUUCUAGCCUUGUUGUUCUUGACAGAACCCAGAAGAUGAUUGACAUGGGCGAUACAAAGUUGUGUGGUCCGGAUGUUAGGUGGCCGUCUUUUGCAUAUAAUAUAAGAGGAAUGGGGGAUAGCCCUCAUCCAUGGGUAACAAAUAUGUCUGACACUAGCUUGACGGCAAUUAGCUAUGGUUCCAAUCACAUUGCUUGCUGAGAUGACUUUCAAGGCUUGAAUUACAUAUUGUUUGUCAGCCUUGGAUGCAUGGAUAAGGAUGCAGAUGAUUGGCCGAUGUUGUGAUCUUCAAGUUUUUUUGGUUAAGGAGAUAAGUUAUACAAAUUCUUAAGGCUUUGUGGGGAUUCUGAAGAGUAGGUAUACUUUGCAUUUCUGUAAUUACAUAUCUCAGAUUUUGCAUUCAUUUUUGUUGAUAUGUUACAGCAACAUGUUAAUAGAGCUUAAACUUUUGCUGGUAGUUUUGUAUGAUAUACUCUCUGUCAACACUAUAGUAAUAUUUGAUGUCCUCCAUGAGAUAGUGAGAAAUUGAAGGCCAAAUGUACUGUCUUUUCAGUACUUUAUCACCAUAUGAUAACUAAAUGAAACACAAAGUACAUUGUGUAUGUAGACCACAGAGAUAAGGAAUAAGGAAUUUGGUGUUUUAGGCCUUGGUGCUUCACUAUUUGCUUGAGCCUUACAUUUUAUGCCACAACUGGUCAUUGGUUUCCUUGCACUAGGCUAUCCAAUAAUUUGUGUAGAACAAUGAUUGGUAUUUGUUCAGUUUCAACUGUUUUAUAAUGAGAUUUGCAGGUACUUCCAACAUAUUCAGUACCAGUUCUUUAGAGGAUUCUGUUAUUCUUCUUUCAUGCUUUUUAUUUAGGAAUCAGAAUUCUGUAUCUUGUAUCUUUCAAAUACUAGUGUAUGUUUACUUAGUGGAUUUUGUAACAUAUGAGAGGAAUUUGACCUUUAUGGUCAUUUGAAACAGGCUAGUUUACAUGGUUGUGAAGUUAGAUUCCUAUACUUAUCUGCA
This is a messenger RNA of Nicotiana tabacum (common tobacco), 2985 nucleotides long. RefSeq names its product O-fucosyltransferase 23-like. Lineage: Eukaryota; Viridiplantae; Streptophyta; Magnoliopsida; Solanales; Solanaceae. Gene Ontology annotation, biological process: pollen-pistil interaction. The record is from RefSeq and is a predicted model, not a curated record.